UACAAAGGGUCGAUUUAGCGACGUCGCGCUGUGGAAGAAAAGACUAGAGAAGAUUGACAAGUGAUCAUAUGAGAGAGAUGUCAACCCUAAGCCACCAGCACCACCAUGUUCUCGUCCUCCAACUCAUCCUACUUCUGCCCUUUCUCCACCUCGUUGUCCCCGGAACGCCAGCCGCCGCCCGCAAGUUCUCCGACGUGUUGGCGAGCGGCCGCAACGUGAGCGACGGCGACGUGCUCGUCUCCCCCGGCGGGUCCUUCACCCUCGGCUUCUUCUCCCCCGCCGCCACCAGGAGGAGGUAUCUCGGGAUUUGGUUCUCCGUCUCGCCGGACGCCGCCGUCCACUGGGUGGCCAACCGUGACCACGCUCUCAACGACACCUCCGGCGCACUGAUGCUGACCGACGCCGGCGUCCUCCUCCUCCUCGACGGCUCCGGCAAGGUGGUGUGGUCCUCUUCCGCCACCGCGCUGCCUUCCGCGACUACCUCCGCCGCGGCGCGGCUGCUCGAUUCCGGCAACUUGGUGGUGCAAGGGCAGGGCUCCGGCACCGCCCUGUGGCAGUCGUUCGACUACCCCACCAACACCCUGCUGCCCGGCAUGAAGAUCGGCAAGAACCGGUGGACCGGCGCCGAGUGGUACCUGCUGUCGUGGCGCUCCCCCGCCGAUCCUUCUCCGGGGAGCUACAGGUACGUCACCGACGGCGACGAGGCGCUGCCGGAGAACGUCGUGCUCGACGGCAAUGGCACCGAGGUGUACCGGACCGGGGUGUGGAACGGCAGGAGGUUCAACGGCGUCCCGGAGAUGGCGUCGUUCGCGGACAUGUUCAGCUUCCAGCUCACGGUCAGCCCGGGCGAGGUCACCUACGGCUACGUCGCCAAGGCCGGGGCGCCGUUCUCCCGCGUGGUGGUGACCGACGACGGCGUGGUCCGGCGGCUGGUGUGGGACGCGGCGACGCGGGCGUGGAAGACGUUCUUCCAGGCGCCGGGGGACUCCUGCGACAGCUACGCCAAGUGCGGCGCGUUCGGCCUGUGCGACAGCAACGCCGGCGCGACGUCGAUUUGCCGGUGCGUGAAGGGGUUCAGCCCGGCGUCGCCGGCGGAGUGGUCGAUGAGGGAGUACUCCGGCGGGUGCCGCCGGGACGUGGCGCUCGACUGCGGCACGGACGGGUUCGCCGUGCUGCGCGGGGUGAAGCUCCCUGACACGCGCAACGCGUCGGUGGACAUGGGCGUCAAGCUGGACGAGUGCAGGGCGAGGUGCGUUGCCAACUGCUCGUGCGUGGCGUAUGCCGCGGCGGACUUGAGCGGCGGUGGGUGCAUUAUGUGGACAAAGCCUUUCGUCGAUUUACGUUUCAUCGACAAUGGCCAGGACAUCUACCAGCGGCUAGCGAAAUCUGAAAUAGGUAGGCCGCCGCACUGGAAGUUGCCUGUCGUCAUAACAGUUGCAGUAGUGUUGGUGAUUAUUGUUGUUUUUGUUUUGGUUUGGGCUGUCAAGCGAAAGCCUCGUGAGGGGGGAAUUCGACGAAGUGUCUCUCCGGGCAUUACUUCCAUUGACCGUGUUACACUACAAAAUGCCACAGAAAAUUUUGCGAAGGAAAAACUCAUUGGCGAAGGAAAUUACGGAAGAGUUUAUAAGGGGAUUUUACCCGCCGAAUCAACUAUAACGGGAUCGCGUCAAGAAAAUGAGAUCGUUGCCGUAAAGCUGCUGCAACCAUCAGGCACUGGCACUUUCGUAGCAGAAUUGGAAGCUAUGUUUAACGCAAUUCAUGUCAACCUUGUUAGGCUCCUUGCAUUCUGCAGUGACAACGACGAUCGGCAUACAGGAGAAAAGUUCAGGGCACUAGUUUAUGAAUACAUGCCCAACAACAGCCUGCACCACUACAUAUUUGCUCAGAAUUCAGAGCUUCGUGCAAUGCUGGACUGGCCGCUGAGGCUGAAAAUUGUUGACGGUAUCGUUGAAGGUAUCCGGUACCUGCACGUGGGAUCAAACACGCCUAUUAUCCAUAGAGAUCUUAAGCCUUCCAACAUACUGCUGGGUAGGGAUUGGACACCCAAGAUAUCAGACUUUGGCCUGGCGAGGUCAUUCAUUCCUGAUUCGACAAAUGAACACACACGCGUUGUUUCUCUAGGUUACACAGCUCCAGAGUGCUGGCAGUUGGGGAGGGUAGAACCCGAGUCAGAUGUCUACAGCUUCGGAGUGAUUCUCCUCGAGAUGAUUAGCGGGAAACCAAAUGGUCUCAUGCAGCAGCUACUGCCACAUAUGAAGGCAAUGAAAUACCUGAAGGCAAUGAAAUACCUGACCCGGCAUCCUGUAACCACAGAGUUUCAUCAGAUCUGGACAAUUUGACAAUAUAUGACCAAAUUUCUUACAAGUGAAACAGAGAGAUGGAUUGGGACAAUUAGCCUGGUGGUGUCCCCCUUUGCCACACUUGUAACACUUUCUCACUGGAUCCUCAUCUCUGAGAUUUAGAGCUUGGUCUCUCUUGAUUGGGCUUUACCACCUAGAGAGAAGAUAUCGAACGAGGUGAACCAUGUAGGGAAGGCUCCCAUGUUUAAUGGCACAAAUUACUCCACUUAGAAAAUUAAAAUGUCUACUCACCUUAAGGCUAUGAGCUUCCAUAUUUUGAGUAUUGUGGAUGUAAGCUUUGCUAUCACCGGCUCAUCCCUGACGGAGAUUGAUCACCGCAACCUCCAACUCAAUGCUCAAGCUAUGAAUGCAUUGUUCAACUCUUUAAGUCAAGAAGAGUUCGAUAGAAUGAGCAACCUUGAGACGGCAUAUGAGAUUUGGAACAAGUUGGUGGAGAUUCAUGAGGGCACAAGUGAAUAUAAGGAUGCCAAGCUUCAUUUCCUCAAGAUCCAAUAUGAGACAUUCUCCAUGUUGCCUCAUGAAAGUGUGAAUGAUAUGUAUGGGAGGCUCAAUAUCAUUAUAAAUGAUCUCAAAGGGCUUGGGGCAACCUACACUGAUCUUGAGGUUGCCCAAAAGAUACUUAGGGCUCUACCAGACAAGCAUGAGACCCUAGUCACCAUACUUAUCAACUCCGACAUGUCUAGAAUGACCCCCACAAGCCUCUUGGGGAAGAUCAACACUAAUGAUAUGUACAAGUUGAAGAAGAAGGAGAUGGAGGAAGCAUCUCCAUCCAAGAAGUGCGUUGCUCUCCAAGCCGAAGUGGAAGAUAAGAGCAAGAGCAAGGUGAAUGAAGCAAAUGAUAACUUGGAAGAAGAGAUUGCCCUUCUUGAUAGAAGGUUCAAUGAUCUAUUGGGAAGAAGAAAGGAGAGAGGAAAGGGCUCUAACUCCAGUACAAGAAGAAAUAGGAGACCCAACAAGACUCUCUCCAACUUGAGAUGCUUUGAGUGUGGUGAAAAGGGGCACUUUGUUUCCAAGUGUCUUUCAAAGGAUGAUGAUGGAGACAAGUAAUCCAAGAAGAAGAAUGGAUGCUACAAGCUCAUGAAGAAGUUCAUGGAGAUCCCUUUUUUGCCUCCCGCCUUCAGCAGCGCUCCGGGAGAUGAUGGUCGGCAUCCCUUCAUCAUCAACCUGCACAAGCCGGUGGACAGCAUUUUGCCCCUCCCUCUGUGGCGGGAGAGAAAAUGCCGCCCACCUAUCUCUUCAGCCCCUUGGCGUGGCAGGAGAGUUGGGGGAAUUGCCCCCUGCUCUCCCGGGCCAGUGGCAACAGUGGCUCAGAAGAAAGUGAUGUGUUGCUUGGGGUUCUCUGCGAAGGAUAAAGGAAUUAGUCAAGAAGCUAAGGAAAGGUACUCUAAAUUGUUUCACAAUCCUCUUUCUUAUGCCCAUUUAGCGGCUUUGGCAGCCAUUUUUGGUUGGAAAACAAAUGAGGAUCAAGUCCAUCCCUCAAGCCUGGUUUGUGUUGCUUGAUCUGUUCGUUUUGGUCCAGUGGUCUCCUCUAAAGUUUCUCUAUGUCAGAUCCUUCUAAUAUUUUGGUGUGGAAUGCACACGGGCUCAAUAGUCCGGACAUGCACAAUUCAGUUCGUGAUGUUCUUUCUUCCAAUGCGGAUAUAAUUUUGUGACUCUUCCUGCUGUUGGCACUUGUGGGGGUAUCCUGCUCACGUGGAAAAGUUCUGUUUGCCAAGUUAUUUUGUCCCGUGUGGAUUCUUUCUCCCCGUCAGUCCAUUUCAGUGAACUUGAGGGUCGCAAUUGGCUGCUAACAGGAGUUUAUGGCCCUCAGGAGGAUGAUGAGAAAGUGCUCUUUUUACAAGAAUUAAGAGAUAUUUGUGCUCUCUGUGCUGGGCCUUACCGCUCACUGUGCUGGGCCUUGGCUUGUGGUAGGAGAUUUUAACUUGACUAGCAUAGAUGCCCGUGCGUUGCAACGGAAAAAACUAAUAUUAUGAUAAUGAUCUAUCUAUUAACUUAGUAAAAUAAUAGAGAAAGCAACAUUCACGUUAGAUCUCAUGGUGUAGAAAUUCUCAUACUAAUUAGAGUAAAAUAAAAAAAAAAGAGAACUCAUUGUAGACUAGGACUCUUUCAUUUUCUUUUAUUUUUUUUUAAAAAAGAUCAUGUUAUAUAUGUGUAUUGUCCAAUCGGACACCUCUUUCAUUUUCUUUUUUUUUUAAAAAAAAACAUCACGUUAUAUAUGUGUAUUGUCCAAUUGGAUACCUGCAUAAAACAAAUCUUUUGCAACGAAAAAAUUAACUAAAUUGGAUAGAUUAAUCUGUCUAUAUAGAUAAUACAAUACAAAGUAUUCCUAUUUUUUAAACUUUUUGUUGAAUACAAUUUAGGAAAAGAAAUAAAAUUUGGAAUGAAUAAAAUAAAGAAUAUUAAAAGAUGAGUUUAGAGUACAUAUAAAAUAAAAUCUAUAAACAACAUAAAUUAUAGAUUAUAAAAUAAAUAAUAUUUGAUUAGGAGUCUAGAAUAUUCUCCAAAACCGGCUAGAGUGCAUAUAUAGUAACACAAUAUAGAAAAAGAAUUGAAAUUUGAAAUAAAAAAUAUUGAAAGAAGAGUUUAGAGUCCAUAUAGAAAUACAUUAGUGAAAAAUCAGAAUUCCAAAAAGAAUAUUGGAAGAAGAAUAGAGACCAUAUAGAAUAAAAAAUAAUUAAAAUUAUUUACUUUUAGUCUAAAUGUAAAUUCUAUGUCAUGACAAAUAAAUAAUUACAUUUUUUAUUGACUACAUUUAGCUAGAAAAAGUGACCGUGUGUUGCAACAGAAAAUACUAAAUACUAAAUCCAAAUCAUGUUAACACUUUCAGAAUCCCAAAUCCCUAAAAUCAAAUCUAAUUUGACAUGUUACCAAAUCAAUAGCAGUUGAGUCUAAUUUGAUAGAGUCCCAUAGGUUUUGAUGUUUUUAGUCUUAUGGUUCUUUGGUCAGGAGAUUAGACUAUUCGAGGCUGCAUAUUUAAUAGUUUAUGCGACCCCUUUGAAUAAGGACGUGGCUACAACGACGAGACGGUAGCUAGAUUGUCCUAACCAGCUAGGCAGCUACCUCACUCUCAGGUUCGGUUGCUAUUAGUACAUCUAAUAGUGCUUCUCUUUUUUUCUUCUUAUAGAAUUUUCUUUUGAUUUACUUAUUCAAUUUACGAUCCGAUUACACCAUUAUAUUCGUAACAAUUAAAUCUUUAUAACAAGAUCACACAUGAUUAUAUUUUAAUAAAAAAUAAUAAAUUACUUUUAUAAUAUAUCUAAAUUACUUUUAAAUUUCAUUAAAUUACCUCUUAGACAUAUAAAAGUAAAUUCAAUAAAACCUAAAAGUAAGUUACAUAUAUUAUAGAAGUAACUUAAAAGAAAAAGAAUGUAACUUGUCACGACAAUAAGAGUAAAUCUAUUGUGGGGUAAAAACAUACAUCUAUCUAGAAAUUAUAUUUAAUAAACAUAUUAUAGAGCUAACCAACAAAGUAAAUUGUUCACUGAAUAUCUAAAAAGUAAUCUAAUCAAAUAUAAAAGUAAUUUAUAUAUAUGAUAAAAGUAACUUAUAUAUAUAAUAAAAGUAAUUUACAACAUAAAUAUUUUUUUCAUCAUAAUAUAAUCAUAUAAGAUCUUGUUAUAAAGAUUUAAUUGCAACGAAUACCAUGGUGUAAUCGGAUUGUAGAUCGGAUAAAUAGUUUAAGAGAAAAUUCUAUAAGAAGAACAAAAAUGAUAUGGACUAUUGGGUGUACUAGUUGUGCUCUAGUUAAGGCUAAAUCGAGAGUGGUAUAUGGAUGUCUCUCGUUAAGGCUAAAUCGAGAGCAGUCUCGGUUUAGAUUUUACCUUUGAAUAAGUAUAUCGGUCUCAUCUGAUCAGUUCUAAUCAAUCAAAAUUACAGUAACCACAUGAUUAAUCCUAUAUGUACAUGGAACCCAUGGAUGAACAUAAAUAAUUAAUUUGUAUUGUCUCAAUUAAUUACGUAGUUAAUUUGUAUUGUACAUGGAACCCAUGGGAACUGCUUGGUUUGUUGGGACCGAGUGUGUCGGCCCCUAUCUUUGGGAGAACUUGGUAUUCUUAAUCUUGAAAAGAUGGGGUGGGCUUUGCACAUGAGAUGGCUUUGGUUAAAAAAAACAGACUCUUCAAGGCCUUGGGCUGGUUUAUCCAUCAAAACUCCCUUUUUGAUGUUUUCAAAACUACAGUUUGAAAUGGAGAAAUUACCAAGUUUUGGAGUGACAGAUGGCUGCAAGGGAAGACGAUUGCUAAACUAGCUCCUAAUC
Oryza sativa Japonica Group (Japanese rice) is the source of this 6615-nucleotide messenger RNA. The record is from RefSeq and is a predicted model, not a curated record. NCBI's taxonomy places the organism in Eukaryota, Viridiplantae, Streptophyta, Magnoliopsida, Poales, Poaceae.